This is a messenger RNA of Nanorana parkeri, 3701 nucleotides long. It is a transcript of the gene TSC22D2, whose product is annotated as TSC22 domain family member 2. NCBI's taxonomy places the organism in Eukaryota, Metazoa, Chordata, Amphibia, Anura, Dicroglossidae. Gene Ontology annotation, biological process: regulation of transcription by RNA polymerase II. The transcript is spliced from 3 exons. The record is from RefSeq and is a predicted model, not a curated record. Bases 42 to 2102 code for a protein of 686 amino acids.
GACGGUGGAACGCGCUCGGGCUCUGCCCCCUUCUCACCAACAUGUCCAAGAUGCCGGCUAAGAAGAAGAGCUGCUUCCAGAUCACCAGCGUGACCACGGCCCAGGCCGCUAACAGCAUUACCGAGGAUACCGAGAGCCUGGAUGACCCUGACGAAUCCCGGACCGAAGACGUCUCGUCCGAGAUCUUCGAUGUGUCCCGGGCCACUGACUACGGGCCCGAGGAGGUGGUGGAGAGGAGCUCGUCCGAGGAGACCCUGAACAAUGUGGGAGAGGCCGACACCCCCGGGACUAUGUCACCCAACGUGCCGCACGAGGGAUCGCUCAUCAGGAUCGGCAGCCAGGCAACGGGCCUUCCGAGCCAGCUUCCCCCUGCCGCUGCUGCCCCCACCAUAGCCCAGCCCGCUGCUGCCCAACACCCCCCAGCUCAGCCCGCCGGCCCGGUCACGUCUCAGGUGGCCACUUGCAGCUCACGUUUCCGGGUGAUCAAACUUGACCACAGCUCCGGGGAGCCCUAUAGGAGGGGCCGCUGGACGUGCACGGAGUAUUAUGACAAGGACUCGGAUGGCACUUUAAUCUCCAGGACUGCGGACACCAUCAGGCACACGAGCACCUACGAUCACUCUGCGGACAGGGACAGCGGAUUGGGCGCCACGGGGGGCUCCGUAGUGGCGUCUGCCGUGCACAUGGGACAUGCCCCGGACUCUAUAGCUGACAGCUCACUUACUGCUGUGUCACAUCUGCAUCAAUCGGACAAGAUGAACCAGCAGCACUUUGUCAUUGGGCAGCAGGCCAUAGGUGGAGUGGUAUCUCAGGGUGCUACUCAGCCCCUGCUCCCUGGUGCUACAAUCAGCUCCCAGCAGAUGAUGGUGCCUCAAGGCCAGGCUUACAUCCCUGCACAGAAUAUAGUUCAAAGUGGCCCUGGCCCUCAGAAUGUCCCCAGCCUGCCUGUCAAUCAGCAGCCCAGUGUUACUCUGAGUCAGCCCCAGCAGUUCAAUUACUCCCAGAUCCAGCAGGGGCAUAUGAUGGUCACCCAGGCCUCUGGUCAAGCCGAGUACAUGCAGCACAGGACAGUUGCACAGUCGCAAGGAACAACUCCAAAUGCUGCAACGUCCCUGGUUGCGGGUACCGGGGCCCCAUCCAGUCUUCCAGGCCAGCACUUGCUAGCCGGUGGAGCACAGCUUAUGGGUCUUCAUUCUAAAAUGAGUGACUUGGUGAGCCAAGGAUCAGGCCUUGCACAGGGCGGGCAGACUCCCCAGAGCCAUCCGGUUCACAUGCAGCAAGCAGGAGGAGGUGUGGCGCAGGCAACCGUGUCCUCUGUUGGUGCUGUGCAACAGCAAGCAAGCGGGAGUAGCAUUUUGGGCAGUCAACAUGCCAUGACCCCUGGAGUGCAGAAUGUCCCCGUGGCUGUGCCUAGUACAGGUGUUUCUGGACUAUCGUGUAGUGUGUCUCCUAUUCCCGUUACUAUGCCAAUGGCUCCUGCUACUUUUGUACAGUCCCCCUUAAGUAGCCAUACGUCUGUCAGUAGGAGUAGCAGCCUAAUAUCAACAGUUGGGCUUCCACCAGUGCAAGGUACAGCAAAUGUAAAUACAAGUCUGCCACAGUCAAACAUUAGUCAGUUUCAGACCCAACCAUUGGCUGGUCAGAUUGAUGACAGAAGAAAAUCGGAAACUCUACCUCAGCCGUCAAUGUCCCUGAUUUCUGAGAAGUCUUUUAUGAAGGUUCCUAUCACGGACACUCUAACAAACCCUCUUCACUUACCCGUAUUUGGUUUAUCUAUUCCUGUUGAUGGUGAGGAUGACAGUUCAUCAAGUGCAAAUGUGGUAGCCAUCGACAACAAGAUUGAACAGGCAAUGGACCUGGUCAAAAGCCAUCUGAUGUACGCCGUAAGAGAAGAGGUGGAAGUCCUGAAGGAACAAAUAAAGGAAUUAAUAGAGAAAAACUCGACACUUGAACGUGAGAAUGCACUGUUAAAAUCCCUUUCUAACAGCGAUCAGCUGUCACAACUGCCGGCCCAGGCUGGUCUCAGCCAACAACAGCCUCCAGUGACUACAGCUCCGCAGACCGCACACCCUCCACAACAACCGAAUGUCUCUUCUGCAUAAACUGUACAAACUGCUUUCUCGCCUUGUUCAGCUAACUGAAAGCAAUCUGUCCUUGUGUGCCACUGCUGACCUUUCCACUUUAACAAUGAGAAACGAAAAAAGAGCAAGUAGCCAUGCUUCAUUUUGUGUGUUUGGCCUUUUCAGUAUUAGACAAUCGUACUCCCUGAGCCCUCAUUGUGAGAGAGGCGAUACCUAUUGCAUUGUGUAUCAGGUAUUAACAGAGUUGGAAAGAUGUGUAUGUGCUCCUAGUGUAUGUAUAUGCUUUUAUAGACCUACAUACAUUAGAUGCACAGACGCAUUAUCUCAAACGCGCUGAAUCCUUGCUUUAAGGACAGUAUAUCCAUGAAUGCUGGCAAUAACUAUGUACAUGUGGAACCCUUCUUUUAGCAGAAGGGAGAAAUGCAGCAUUUUAUGUCAUAGAAACCCUCUAGAACAAGGAACAAACUUGCAUGUAGAAUUUAACCAUAUAGUGUCAAGUCAUCUGAAAAUGCAUGCAAGAUAUCGUUUUGGGUGUCAGGCAAAGUAACAUAGUCCCUAAUGUACAACAUUGCAACUUCUCUGCUCAUAAUGUACUAGAAAAGAAGUACUUUUAGAAGGCUGAUAGGAAGAUGCUUUUUAUCCCCUUUGUGCUCAUUUUAGUCAUCACUGAUCUGCCCUGAGGAUGGACUUAACAGUAUUCCAUGUACAGGAUAUAAAUGUAGAUAACACAAUGCAGCUCAUUUCACUGCACCUGGAUACAGUGUCUUAUGCUAGCUAGCCUGUCUACAAGUUAUACGCAUACAAUGAGCAUGACAUUUUACAAAUCUUCUCUUUCGUAACGGUAGGUUUUUUUUUUUUGGUUUUUUUUACAACACUUUAUGGUUUGUUUAGGAAAGUACAUUAUAAGUGUAUACGAGAUUGUUAAACAUAACUACUGCGCACAUCUGCAUGUGUUAUGGGUGCCUAUUUACUAUGCUGAAAUGCUUGUUUGUGUUUGAGACAGUUGUUUGCACCUUAUAAACCGAUAUAUGUUAACAAGCAACAGCGGCUAUCUUGAUCUAGCAAAUGGCGAACGAUGACGCAGAACAGAUCUGUUUUUAAAAUGGGUUUUCUAGAACAUAAAAUGCUGCCACAAACAGCAGUUAAUCUCUGAUAUUCAGCAAGGGGUCUUACGGAGCUAUUGUGGUUCUCCAGGGAGCGUUUCCUUUAGAUCAUACUCUGAGCCAUGUUUUGUCAGUUCUUUGUAAGCAAAUCUAAUCAUUGCAUUCAUAGUAAGAGCCACCGUUCUUUAAAUAUAAGUAAUAUUUGUUUUGCCUUUUUAUUAGUUUAAGUUUUUUGUGUUUUAUUUAUUACAGGGCUGCUAUUUUCAUAAUGUGUAUGAACAAUGUCACAGACACUCUAUUUUAUUUUAUUUCCUUAUCUAGAGAAUAAAUGUAAAUCUAUCAUAAAUCGUAGAGGGGGAGGGAUUGCAUUUAGUAGGGAAAGCAUUUUGGCAAUAACUAAGCAUACGCAUCCUGGCAUCUAUAAAUAUAUAUCGAACACUAACAGCAAUCUACUUUUCUGGUAUUUAUUUUACAGUAGAGCAAAGAUCCAAUUUGAAUGUACAUUUUGUAAAGAGUG